AUGGCCUCUGAAAACGAGGUCGAUACUGCGCCGAAGUUCGCCGGGGGCGAGAGCAAAAUGCCCAACGAGGAAGCUAUCCAGUUUGAGUCUACCAACCAAUCUGUGAAUCUUUAUGAUGUGGACUGUGAGAAGCAUGGCGCAAGUCGCGAAUCAAAUCCGUUGCCGGAUCUUAAGCGGAAGCUGAAGAGCAGGCAUCUGCAGAUGAUUGCCAUUGGUGGUACUAUUGGAACAGGUCUUUUUAUCGGCAGCGGCACCGCAAUCGCCAAAGCAGGCCCAGUGGGUGCGCUUAUUGCCUACCUCUUUGUCGGUUCGAUCGUUUUCUCAGUAAUGAUCUCUCUGGGAGAGGUUGCAACAUAUAUACCAAUUCCUGGAGCAUUCACAUCUUACGCCGCCCGCUUGAUUGACCCUAGCCUUGGAUUUGCUAUGGGAUGGAUCUAUUGGUUUUCCUGGGCUAGCACAUUUGCACUCGAGUUGACAGCAACGGGCUUGAUCAUACAAUUCUGGGAUAAGGACAUCCACAUUGCUAUUUUUAUUGCUAUAUUUUGGGUUGUGAUUACCCUGCUGAACCUCCUACCAGUUAGCUUCUAUGGCGAAUUGGAGUUCUGGCUCUCCAGCGUCAAAAUAUUAACUGUGAUUGGGUUUAUGAUAUUUGCGAUUUGUAUUGAUGCUGGUGCAGGUGGCAGGGAAUAUCUUGGGUUUCGCUACUGGGUUAACCCUGGCCCAUUUGCGCCAUAUGCCGAUGUGUCGCCUGAGUCUACGGCAAAGUUUGUUGGAUUUUGGGCUGUGCUUAUCCAAGCUGGUUUCUCGUAUCAGGGAACAGAGCUGGUUGGCAUUGCAGCGGGCGAGACCGAGAAUCCUCGCAAAACAAUUCCCUCAGCAAUCCGGAAGACAUUCUACCGCAUCCUGUUCUUCUUUGUCUUGACGAUCUUCUUUAUCGGCUUGCUGGUGCCUUACACCAACGAGAACCUCCUCACAGAUGGCAACGAUGCCAAUUCGUCGCCAUUCGUUAUUGCCGCGAGGCUGGCCGGAGUCAAGGCCUUGCCGGAUAUUAUUAAUGCAGUUUUAUUGACUGUGGUGCUUUCCGCGGCAAACUCCAACGUAUACAGUGGCAGCCGUAUCCUCAUUGGCUUGGCCCAGGAAGGGUUUGCUCCACGCUGGUUCAAGAAAACCAGCAAGAAAGGCGUGCCCUACUUCAGUGUUGCAUUUACUUCAGCCUUUGGUUUGCUUGGCUUUAUGAAUGUGUCCACUGCCGGCAGUACGGUAUUCAACUGGCUUCUCAAUAUUGCUGGUGUGGCCGGCUUCAUAACGUGGUCGUCGCUGAAUGCUUGCCACCUCUCUUUCAUGCGAGCUUUGAAGGCUCGCGAUGUUUCGCGCGACCUUCUUCCAUAUAAGGCUAUAUGGCAACCGUGGUAUGCUUGGUAUGGGCUUUUUUUCAAUAUCCUGAUCACUGUGACCCAAGGCUUUACAGCUUGGAUCCCAAAGUUCAGCGUGACCGACUUUUUUAUCUCUUAUCUCAGUUUGAUUCUAUUUGUGGUGUUGUACCUGGGCCAUAAAAUCAUCUUCCGUACACGUUUUAUCCAUCCGCUCGAGGCAGACAUUGAUACAGGCCGUACCGCACUUGAAAAUGAGACAUGGGAAACCUCAGCUCCCUCCACCAAGUGGCACCACAAACUCCAGUUCUGGAAGGGAUUUGAUUGA
Molecule: messenger RNA, 1698 nt
Organism: Aspergillus tanneri
Lineage: Eukaryota; Fungi; Ascomycota; Eurotiomycetes; Eurotiales; Aspergillaceae
Product: putative arginine transporter
Exons: 2
Coding region: 1-1698 (565 amino acids)
Biological process (GO): amino acid transmembrane transport
Cellular component (GO): membrane
Molecular function (GO): amino acid transmembrane transporter activity
Source: RefSeq, a predicted model, not a curated record